UGCCCAUUCUCAUCGUCUAGCGCUAGUCAUUUAACGCAUGGUCUUGACGUCUGCCUAUAAAACUUGUUGCUAGUAAACGAUGCGCACUUGCGCCAAGGGCAAACAAGGGCAUACUUCCGCGCGACACCCGGUUUGAGGCUACAAGUAUUACCGAAAUAUAGCUAUUCAUAUAAAACAGAACCCAAGUGAAUUAGACAAAUGGCGAAAAAGGCGAAAAGCAGCAGCAGCUCAAGCAGUGACUCGUCCGAAGAUCUCACGGCGUUCCAGUCGGUAGCGGUCUCUUUCGAAGAGAUAACAAGCAAGCAAAAGGAGGUUGCCGAGCAGGCUAAACAGCGUCUAUCAGGAACUCGGAAGCGCAACCGCACGUCGAACAAGAGCAUCGGCAAUUGUACACAAGAGCAUGACAGUGGCGGCGAGGAUGAGGACGGACCUUUGGACCAGCUUAACCCAAUACAGCUGAAGGUGGCCGCUGCGCUAGACUCCUUGCUGGAGGGGCGGCUAAAGGUAAAGCUGCCGGGGGCCAAGCGACUGCGCCGGGAGGCACGGGCGGCAGAGAAGGCGGAGGCGGCGGAGGCAGCAGCGGCGGCGCCGGGAUCAGCAGGUGGCGCUGCCGGCUGGCAAUUCCGGUUCUUCUCACGCGUUCCUGCAGGGACGGCAGUGGUGCUGGAGCCCGAAGAGCUGCCGCCCCUCAAGGGCACUCCCUUCCCGGACACCUUCCGCCAGCGCCGCGCCCCGCCAGUAGAGGCGGCUGCUGCGGCGCUGCCUGCGCUGGCUGUGGAGGGGGCAGCCAUCUUGGAAGCAGCGACGGCAGUGGCCACGGCCGCCGCCGCAGCAGCAGCAGCAGCAGCUAGAGUUGAGAGGAGCGGCGGGAGUAGGAAAGAGGAGCGAGGUACCGGUAAUGGUGGUGGCGGUGAGGGUGCGGGUACAAGUGGGAGAGGUACUGGGGAAGGAGAGGAGCAGGGAGGAGAAGGAGCGGGAGGAGAAGGAAGUGGGGGCGCCUCGGAGCAGGGGGCAGCCGGCUUGAGCAAGCGGCAGCUGCAGAAGCUUAAGAAGAAGCAGAAGCGGGGCCUGGGUGAGGGAGUGGUGCUGGAGGCACGGCCCUUUGUGCCGCAGGAGGAGCGCAUGAGGCGCUUGACGGGAGAGUGACGUGGGGUGAGAGGGGGAGAAGAGUGACAGGGGGCGAGGCUGGCGUGUGAUGUUGGGGCCCUGAGGGGAAGCGUGGUCCAUGGUAGUGCGCAUGUCGCCGUGGCAAUCCUUGUCGUAUGAGAUGUUACGUUGUUUGCAUCCUGAUCAAAAGAGGAUUGACACUGCUAGGAAGUAGUGCACGUGCACGUGCAUGUAUCGGUCCGGGACGGCGGAAUGGAGGACACGAGAGGGAGUGGUGUUUGUUAGGCGUAUAUUUUACUAUACGUUACGUACACGCAUAUUUAUGCGUAUAAUACACGGAUAAAGGUUUAGGGCAGCGUAUGCGAAAUACGUACGAAAGCCCAAAUUCCGUAUGCGGUGAAAUCUGGAUGUGUCUGCCGUACAACAGGAAAACGCCCCAAACCCGUCGUGCAGUUGGCGUGUAGGGGGGCUGUGGGCGCCUAGAGGCGGGUACACGCGGUGUUUGCCCGGUUAGCCCCAUUUACGUUGCGUAUGGUGGAACUCGUAUGAGCGCGGCCCUAGACCGGUAUGUCUACGGUCAGCCAUGUACACAUGCGCGUACUAUAAUGAUACGCAUAUUUAUGCGUAUAAUACCGUAUACCAGCUCCCAAUAUACGUAUACACGACAUGCCUAGUGUUUGUUCACCGUUGGCUUUCUGUGUGCGGCAGGUGAUGAUGUUGGGAUGGGUGUUUCUGUAGGGACCGUUAGUGCUGCUGCGCCUGCCUUGUGUAGCAACGGGGCACCGAGACAUGCUUACACCAUAAAU
Messenger RNA from Astrephomene gubernaculifera, 1913 nucleotides. The record is from the annotation of a GenBank genome assembly. NCBI's taxonomy places the organism in Eukaryota, Viridiplantae, Chlorophyta, Chlorophyceae, Chlamydomonadales, Astrephomenaceae.